AUGGACGCCCAAGUCGAAGAAUGGAAGCAGCGCGCGGAAGCGCUCAAGCCUACCAACCCCAAGCAGGUGGAAGGCCCUCUCAGCGAACUCAACGACCAUCUGACUCUCCGGUCAUACAUCGUCGGCUACAACCUCACCGAUGCAGACACGGCAGUCUGGACUACACUCAAAGCCAAUCACGUUGCUACAUCUGCAUUCAUCAAGAGUGGCCGGAUGGUCAAUGUUGCCCGCUGGUUCAACUUCAUCGCAGACACGGCCCAGCCCGCCAUUGACCUGCCCACCCGAGCGAAAGGCGGCGCUGUCGAUGAAGGUGCGAGCUAUGACAUCGGACUUCCGGACACGGAGAAGGGUGUCGUUACUAGGUUUCCACCAGAGCCAUCCGGCUAUCUGCACAUCGGACACGCCAAGGCCGCCUACCUCAACUACUAUUUCGCCCACGUGAAAUAUGACGGCAAGAUGAUAGUGCGGUUCGACGACACCAAUCCCUCCAAGGAGAAGCAAGAGUAUGAGGACUCCAUUCUGGAAGACUGCAAGCUGCUUGGCGUGAAGUACGAUCAGGUCACGUACACAAGCGACUACUUCCAGGACCUCUACGAGCGGUGCGUGCAGAUGAUCAAGGACCGCAAGGCGUAUGCAGACGACACCCCACAGGAGCAGCUAAGGAAGGAGCGCGAGAACCGGAUUGAGAGUUCCCACCGUAACGAUUCUGUCGAAGAUAAUCUAGCGCAUUUCGAGGAGAUGAAGAAAGGCAGCGAAGAAGGAACGAGGUGGUUCGUCAGAGCCAAGAUCGAUAUGAGCAGCAACAACGGCGCAAUGCGAGAUCCUGCCAUCUACCGCUGCAACCCGCAAGCCCAUCAUCGUACCGGCAGCACCUGGAAGAUAUACCCGACCUACGACUUCGCUUGCCCAAUCGUUGACUCCAUCGAAGGUGUCACACAUGCGCUCAGAACGACUGAAUAUAAUGACCGCGACCCGCAGUAUCAGUGGUUCAUUACAGCUCUCAGUCUCCGCAAAGUCCAUAACUGGAACUUCUCACGCAUGAACUUCAUCCGCACACUACUCUCGAAGCGGAAGCUCACCAAGUUGGUUGAUUCAGGCAAAGUCUGGGGCUGGGAUGACCCUCGUAUGGCUACUGUUCGUGGUAUCCACCGCCGCGGCAUGACCAUCCCAGCUCUCCAGGAGUUCAUUCUCAAGCAGGGGCCAAGCAAGAACAUUAACCUGAUGGACUGGACGAGCUUCUGGGCUACCAACAAGAAGUUCAUCGACCCGGUAGCAGCACGCUAUACUGCGGUCGAGACCAACAAUAAAGUGACAUGCACGGUGAUGGGUGCGCCAGAAGCUACCAGGACAGAAGACAAGGACGUGCACGCGAAAAAUCCCGAGCUAGGAAAGAAGAAAGUCGUCUUCAGUAAGAACAUCAUCCUCGAUCAAGCAGACGCGCAGUCCUUCGCCGACGACGAGGAGAUCACGCUCAUGAACUGGGGCAACGCCAUCGUGCGCAAGAAGUCCUUCUCCAUGAACCCGCUCAACCUCAUCAAGUCUUCGGACCAGAAACUCAUCACCAACAUCGAGCUCGAACUCCACUUACAGGGAGACGUCAAGACCACAGCGAAGAAGGUCACAUGGCUGUCGACAGACCAGGAGCUGGUGCCGAUCACGCUGUACGAUUUUGACUUCCUGAUCACGAAAGAUAAGUUGAGCGAGGACGAUCAGCUGGAGGAUGUGCUGACGGAGGUGACGGAGUUCAAGACGGAAGCGCUUGCGGAUUGCAAUGUUGCGGAGCUGAAGAAGGGUGAUAUUGUGCAGUUCGAUCGGAAGGGCUUCUUCAGGAUCGACCAGCCGAUGUUGCAUGGAGGGAGUGUGCAGGCGUUCCAGAUUCCUACGGGUAAGAAGUAG
Saxophila tyrrhenica is the source of this 1896-nucleotide messenger RNA. It is a transcript of the gene GUS1, whose product is annotated as glutamate--tRNA ligase. The transcript has a single exon. Gene Ontology annotation, cellular component: cytoplasm; methionyl glutamyl tRNA synthetase complex; cytosol. The coding region runs from base 1 to 1896 and encodes 631 amino acids. The record is from RefSeq and is a predicted model, not a curated record. NCBI's taxonomy places the organism in Eukaryota, Fungi, Ascomycota, Dothideomycetes, Mycosphaerellales, Extremaceae. Gene Ontology annotation, molecular function: ATP binding; glutamate-tRNA ligase activity. Gene Ontology annotation, biological process: glutamyl-tRNA aminoacylation; translation.